Ictidomys tridecemlineatus (thirteen-lined ground squirrel) is the source of this 2655-nucleotide messenger RNA. Its product is annotated as apolipoprotein L6. Gene Ontology annotation, molecular function: lipid binding. NCBI's taxonomy places the organism in Eukaryota, Metazoa, Chordata, Mammalia, Rodentia, Sciuridae. Gene Ontology annotation, cellular component: extracellular region; membrane. Gene Ontology annotation, biological process: lipoprotein metabolic process; lipid transport. The record is from RefSeq and is a predicted model, not a curated record.
AGUGAAAGAAAAAGUGGCGCUUUUCCGGGAAAGCCCAGGUCUUCCGGGAACCUGCCUCUUUCUUGUUUUCAAAAGUUCCAACAGCUGACAUGCAACGGCCCCACCCAUAGGGUCUCCUGCAUAUCUUGGGAGGUGGUGGCUUGGACAGGCCACUGCCUCUGCCUCUGUCCCUGUUCACAGCUCGCUGCUGCAGCACCACGGACCCUCAGGGAGAGAGGGCGAGCAGCUCCCCUGCCAGCCAGGACACCCUGCCGUUCUGAACUAGGUGAGCAGAGAGACCCUUCAAUCAUGGUGUUCAGGAGGACAUCUCCAUUCUACAAAGGGUCACCAGAUGAAGAUCUGUCAGAUGAAGAAAAACAUUUCUUGAAGUAUCAUAGAGAACAAUUUUUGAAAGAUUUCCCCAAGUGGAAACAGGAACAAGAAAAAACCAUCAGAGAGCUCCGUGCCCGGGCAGAUGAGGUCGACGCCACCCACGAACAAACCAACAAGAUCAACGUGGUGGCCCACUCCACAGCUGUCUUCUCUAGAGCCAUGAGCCUCUUGGGGAUUGCCCUCGCUCCGCUGACCACAAGAGGAAGCCUGACGCUUUCAGCUGCCGGCAAAACUUUAGGGGCAGCAGCUGAGGUCACCAGUGAUGUGACCAACCUGAUAGAAGGGUCCUGCAAUAAAAAAGUUAAAGCUCAGGCCACCGGGCACGAGCCUACCAGUGAGCCAGAGUUGGAGCAGGUGGAUGAGAAGUCCAUUCUCACAGCUAUGACUAAUAUCAUGGACAAGUUUCAAGACACCUCCAAGAGUCUCAGGAAGAGCAGGCGUGCCUACAGGGUAGCCCAAGCCAAGCCAAGCUUGGCUAAGGCUGCCAAGUAUCGCCUGACAGGUGGCAAAGUCUCAGACAAAACCAGCAAGUAUGUGCAAAAGGCCUUUGAUGGCACACCUCUGGGAAUGACCAAAAGUGCUCUCUUGGAGGGAGGUGCAGAGACGGCUGUCCACUUCGUCCGGGAUUUGUGCAAUCUCUCUGACACCUGGAAGAAACUGAAGGGUGGAGAGAGGGCACAGCAGGCCAAAGAACUAAGGGCCCAGGCCCAGGAGCUGGAAGAGCUGGUGACACAGUACAGCCACCAUUAUGAGCGGCUACAGCAGGUGAGCUCAGGAUGUUGGAAGCGGGGGCUUUGGCCCAAAUCCUGGGAAACCAAGGUUGUCCAGAAGGGAUUAAGGGAGUGUGUGCUUGUGAGUGUGGCAGUGAAGUUUGCACCGAUGUCCUUGAGGACAUAGCAUAUGGUGGCCCUGAAGGCCCAAACUGUAAGAGGUUCCCCUGGAGAUGGCAGUCCUGCACAGACCUGGUCACUUGUUCCCUCUCCCUUAAGGCUCCUUUAGGACCCCGUGCCAGGAAGAGUAUCUUCAGGAUACAGGAGAUCACUGAGCCAUAUGGAGUGCUCUGGACUCAGUUAUAACCCCCUCAAAUUAUUCAUCAAACGCCCAAGCCCAGUGCGGCAUGCUGGGGGUGGGGCUUGGGGAGGUGACGGGGUUGAAUGCAGACCUAAGGACAGGCCCUAAUCUGAUGGGAUCAAUGUCCAUAUAAGAGGAGGAAGAAGCUGGAGAGGGUCCCCCUGCCCCCAAAGCACCACACGGAGAAGCCCUUUAAGGGCACAGAGAAGGCAGCCACCUGCCAAUAAGAAAAAAGAAACCCCUGUUGGGAGCCCAGUGGGCCAGCUCCCUGACCUGGCCAGCACCUUGACCUGGGCAGCACCCUGACCUGGGCCAGUACCCUGACCUGACCAGCACCCUGACCUGGCCAGCACCCUGACCUGGGCCAGGGGCCUCUGGAACUCUGGGAACUACGUGUCAGCUGUAUGAACCACUCUCUCUGUGGCUUCCCUCAUGGCAGCCAAGACCAGCCUGACGGGGUGCCGUGGCUGGCCAGUGUCCCGCUCUGCUCCAGCUGCUCUAUCAGUGUGUGUAGACCAGGUGAUUUGUGAACCACAGAAACGUGUCCUGCCCAGUUCUGGAGGCUGCACGGCCAAGGUCCAGGUGCCUGCAGAGGCAGGCUUGGUGCUGGGGAGGCUCCCUCUGUGUCACAGAAGGCCCCUUCUUGUCCUUCCUCACCUGGACGGAGGGGCAAGCAGGACCCUCAGGGCCCUCUCAUAGGAGCCAGUCCCACAGGUGAGGCCCCGCCCUCACGGCCUGUCACCAUCCCAAGGCCCCGCCCCCUAGGGCCAACACUUGGGGGUUAGGGGUUGACCUGUGAAUUUGGGGGAACACAGAUAUUCAGGGCCUAGCACCGAGUUCCCCAGGAUUUUCUGUUAGCUGCAGGGCAGGCUGAGUGAGUGCUAGCUGCAGGGCGGGCUGAACUGUCCACCCCACUGUCUGGCUCCUGACCACUUGUUUGCCUCAAGGCUGAGCACCCAACCCCCAAGACCCCCACCCGCCUGGUGCAACAGAAACCCACAUCCCGCCCCUGCCCGGUCAGCCUGAGAAGCAGAAGUGACACCCUUAGCAACUCCUGUGUGACCCAAUCACUGCAGGCCACCAGGCAGCUCGCAGACCCAGACCCCACUAGAUUUUGGCUGUAAAAACUCUCCUGGCUGGGGUCGUGGCUCAGUGGUAGAGUGCUCGCCUAGCGUGGGCCAGGCCCUGGGUUCCAUCCUCAGCACCACAUAA